CAUGACGGGAGUUAUUAGGGUCACCAGAGGUCACUACUCGACAGUGUUUUCAAUAUGGCGCUGAGUCGGGGCAAAUUUUUUCUUCCCCGUUGAAUUAUCGUCGUAUCGGACUAAACUUAGCAUAUAUUUUGACGAAGUCGCAGUACUGAGCCAUGGCGAACAGCAGUGUCCUGGCCCACGGACUGGGCACCUGUGUGGAGCAUGGGGACGUCACCGCUCUCAUGGCCCUGCUGGACAGAGUGGGGGUCGACGCCAAAGACGAGAAUGGCCAGACAGCGCUGAUGCUGGCUGCAGAACACGGACAGCUGGAGAUGGUGCAGGAGCUCAUCACCAGGGGGGCAGACGUACAUGUGGAGGAUGAGGAUAACUGGACAGCGCUGACCUCGGCAGCGAAGGAGGGCCACCUGCCGAUUGUCACAUGUCUGCUGGACCGAGGGGCCAAUAUCGAGCAUGUAGACAUGGGUGGCUGGCCUGGGUUGAUGUGGGCAUCCUACAAGGGUCACACUGCCGUGGCACACGAGAUGCUGCACAGGGGGGCCAACCCUAACGUUCAGGGACAGCACGGAGUGUCUCCUAUAAUCUGGGCAGCAGGCCGGGGACACACAGACAUUGUGGAGGCACUGCUGAGACAUGGGGCCAAACCUAGCGCUUUUGAUAAGUACGGUACCAGUGCGUUAGUCUGGGCGUGCAGACGAGGGCACCAGGGCUGCGUACGGGCGCUACUGGACGCGGGAGCAGAUGUAGACACGGCUGGGGCGAAAUCGGAGCCUCCUCUGAUCACAGCUGCAAAGGGUGGCCACUAUGAGGUCGUUCAUGACAUUCUCAGGAAGAACCCAAAUGUGAAUGCUGUAGACAAGGAUGGUCACACAGCACUCAGCAUAGCAGCAAAGGAUGGCGACACGGACAUUGUGAGGGAGCUGCUGGCCAAGGGGGCUUAUCUGAACCUUACAGAUAAGGACGGAGACACAGUCCUGAUCCAUGCUGUGAAGGGGGGACACCUGGGAGUGGUGCAGGCACUGCUGGACAGGUACCCAGAUGUGGACAUGCCGGGCGCAGACAACAAAACUGCACUGUACUGGGCUGUGGAGAAGGGCCAUCCACCCAUUGUACAGGCUAUCCUGGACUAUAACCCAAACACUGAGAUAGCUUCAAAGGGAGGAGACACCCCACUGCUGCGGGCCACACGACACAGGAGCAUCGACCUGGUGGAGAUGUUACUGAACAAGGGAGCAAAGGUUUCUGCAACGGACAAGAGAGGAGACACGCCCUUGCAUGUAGCCAUUCGAAACCGGCACCGCAUCAUCGCAGAACUUCUGCUAAGGAACCCCCGGGACGGACGGCUGCUGUAUAAACCCAACCGCCAGGGGGAGACGCCGUACAACAUCGACUGUGCGCAGCAGAAAAGCAUCCUCACACAGAUAUUUGGGGCCAAAUACCUCCAUCCGAGUGAGAACGAGAACAGCAUGCUGGGAUACGACCUUUACAGCAGCUCUCUGGCGGACAUUUUGAGCGAGCCGACAUUGACCCCGCCCAUCACUGUGGGUCUGUACGCACAGUGGGGCAGCGGCAAGUCCUUUCUCCUCAGGAAACUGCAAGAUGAAAUGAAGGAGUUUGCUGAGCAGGAAAGCGAGCCGGUGUUGGCGGUGUCGUGGCAGCUUAUCGUGGCGCACGCGGUCGUCAGCACACUCCUGGGCCUGGUGUUUGGCUUCAGCAUCAGCUGGCUGGCUGGCCUACUUAUCGGCCUCAUCGCUUUCUUUAUAGUGGUCUUAUUUCUAGGUAUAGUGUACUUAGGUUCUCAGGGGUUUGACUGGGAGUGGGCGUGGCAGGCAGGAGACUUCGUGUACCGACACCUGUCCUACUCCCAGCUGAUGCUGCAGGUCUGCUUCUGUAACCCCCCGGUCAUCAGGACACAGCAGGCACUGCCUAUCAGGUUCCUGUUCACGGACUACGCGCGGCUGACCCACGUGGGGGGCGAGACGUCGCUGGCCGGGAUGAUCGGGACUCUGUGCGAGGCUGCUGAGCAGGAGUUUGGCUUCCUCGUCACGAGACUCUUCAGAGUCUUCAAACCAGAACACAGCCAAGGUGAGAAAGGUGCAGGCAGGUUCAAGCAGGUGUGCUGCUGUCCCACCUUCGUCAUCGUUAUCCUGGAGAUGCUCGCCGUGCUGGUCAGCAUCAUCCUCCUGGUGAACUUUCACCUCGACAACCCGACCGUCAACGCCUUCCUCAUCGCCAUGGUUUCCAUCGUGGGGCUGACGCUGCUGCUGACCUGCCGCAUCUGGUUUGAGGUUCUGUGCUCGCUGGUGAUGUCACAGAAACACCGAGUGUUGAAGUCUGCAGCCAACCUGGACAAGCUCAGGAUGGAGGGAUUCAUGCAUGCCAUGAAGGCAGAGGUUGACAUGCUGGCAGGAAUGGUCCAGUGUUUUGACGCCUUCACCGACCACCAGACCAGACUAGUGGUGGUGGUGGACGGGCUCGACUCCUGUGAGCAGGACAAGAUCCUGCAUGUUCUUGACACGGUGCACGUGUUGUUCUCUGGUGCCAACCAGCCUUUCAUCACCAUCCUGGCUGUGGAUCCACACAUCAUCAUCAAGGCUGUGGAGGUCAACCUGCACUCCAUAUUCCGAGACUCCAACAUCAACGGGCACGACUACCUGAAGAACGUGGUGCAUCUCCCCUUCUACCUGAAGAAUCGGGAAGGAGACAUCCUCAAGAAACACGUGGUCAACGGGUCCGUGGGCAUGAGGUCCGGGGAGUGCUCCCCACUGGCAGAAGAGCCGGCUGUUACGUCAGUUGUCGGCCCCACUGGAGAGACCACAGUCCUGACUCGACGGCCGCGGCUCCCAUCACAGACUUCUCUCAUUGAGAGGAGGCCCAGUAGGGUGGACUUCAGCGCUCUGGCACGGCGGUUGUCCCGGCAACCGUCACUCUCGUUCACGCCCAAACGGACGCGGUUCCUGGACCGCCAGCUGACGAGACAGUCGACAUUCGACAUGUCGCAGGCGCUGGUGACGGACACGUACUUCAGCGGGGUGACGCCUCAUACCAUGCGGAGGCUGCUCAACAUCGUCGCACUUACAGGUCGUUUGUUGCGAGCGCGGAAUGUAGCGUUCAAGUGGCACCAGCUGGCGAGUUGGGUGAACCUGACAGAGCAGUGGCCGUACCGCACUUCCUGGCUCAUCUACCAACAGGAGGAGACGGAGGAUCUGGGGGACAACACGAGUCUCAACGUGUUAUAUGACAGAAUCUGCAGUAAGAUCCCCACAUCGCGGGAGGCAGAGCCACUCCUGGAGAUCGAUGCAGAUGCGAGAAACUUUGAGAUGUUCCUGAUGAACCACUCGCCCGUCCUGACGGUGUCUGACCUGAGAACAUUCCUCCCCUCCACCAUCAACCUGGACCCAAACAUCAAGACUGUCAUCGCAGAUGAGCUUCGCAGGUACAGGUACAGCCCGUCGCCAACUCACCUCCACUCACCUGUGCAUCACGGAGCAACUUCACCAGAUCUGUACGAGACCCAGCUGGAGGCCAUGUUGGAGGGGGGGCAGCACAGUGGGUCAUCCCAUACACUCGUGAGCGUCGGCAGUGUGGCUGCGGCUGGAGGGGCUCCCGUACAAGCAGCUCCACUAGAAGUGGUGAACCCCAUGUCUGCCAGCAGGAUGUCCCUGCACAGCAAACUGCCCUCCGUACGCGGCAGAGACUCAGCUCCACUAGAAGUGGUGAACCCCAUGUCUGCCAGCAGGAUGUCCCUGCACAGCAAACUGCCCUCCGUACCCGGCAGAGACUCCCCACUAGAAGUGGUGAACCCCAUGUCCGCCAGCAGGACAUCCCUGCACAGCAAACCGCCCUCCUUACGCGGCUCCAGAGUCUCCCUGCUGAACCAACAGGAGGCCAAACGCAGCCCGUCCCCCCUGCCGCACCAGAGCUCCACCACCACCACCCCGCUGACCCGACCGUCCGCGCUGUCACUACGGACAUCCCUGCACAAUAUGCAGGUCAAGGAGGCACUUUUUCCCAUAGAUGCCCCACCCUACUGA
Molecule: messenger RNA, 4031 nt
Organism: Branchiostoma floridae (Florida lancelet)
Lineage: Eukaryota; Metazoa; Chordata; Leptocardii; Amphioxiformes; Branchiostomatidae
Product: kinase D-interacting substrate of 220 kDa B-like
Exons: 32
Coding region: 153-4031 (1292 amino acids)
Molecular function (GO): protein binding
Source: RefSeq, a predicted model, not a curated record